UGAUUACGGGGAUGAGGAAAUCAAUAUCAUUGAGACACCUAGUCAUGAUACAAGGGUACGUGAGGAAGAGGUUACUCCUCACCUAAGUUUUGAUGAGCCUGAUAACUCCGAGGACAACUACAUGCAAUUUUUCUACAACCAUAUGUCCCCGGAAGAUGUCCAAGGUUUCAUUAAUCGUGUUACUCAAAAGCAUGAGACACGAAACACACCUGGGUUUGACAGCUCUGUGGAACGAAGCCCUUCACGGAUGGCCUCGCCAAUGAGAUCCGGGUCUGUUGAUUGUCAUGCUGCAGGCCUCGAUGAGGAUAGGAUUCCAUAUGGUAAAAAGGGGAAGUGGGCUGUCAAUGUUGAGGACAUUGAGGAUGAUGAUGACAUCGAAUGGCGCAAGGCACAGAUGGCGGCUGAUGAGCAGCUUGCUAAGGAAAUCGAAACUGCUCAACGAGAGGCUGCUCUUAAGCAUAAGGAAGCAGAGGCUCGCCUUGCGCGCCAUAUUGAGGAUGCUCGGCGAGCUCGCAGCAAAGCCUCCUCCACCAGUCUUGUUGUGCAGUCUAGUCGUGCUUCGAACCAGCUCCCGCAUGAUGGCUUUUCAGGGACUCGUACCUCGCAUACCCCUUCCAGUUCACAAAUUCCUGUGGGGAUGGGCUAUGACUCAGAUGUUACUAUCUCUGAACCCUCUUCUGUAUACUCCUCAGACUCAGAUUCAACUAAGAGGAGGAAACGGGAGAAGAAGAAGCGAUACAAGAAACAGAGGGCUCACCGCAAACGAGAACUCGGGAAUGAGAAAGUUGUUUUGCCCGAGAAAUAUGAUGGCUCCCCGAAGUUUGAUGUGUUCCAACGCUGGUUAUAUUCGGUGACAGAUUACUUCAAGACUGUCUACAUCGAGAAGAUGCGGCGUGUACCGAAGCUUCAGCACUUCUUGUCUGGGAAAGCAGCAGCCUUCUUCAUGCGCGAAGUCGCCAUCAUGGCCGUGCAGUUCGUGAUUGGAUCUUUGAAUUACAGAAUCUGGCUGAUAGUGGAGCAGAUGACUAUAUUCGAGCGAAAUGGGCAGAGACUGGAUAUAGUGCUGAGAUUUCAAUGUUUGAAGAUCUUGAGGAGGCUGCAGUUCGCAACGGGAUGGAGAGCGUGGACGUACCAUGAAUCGUCAUUCCAGACCUUUCCGUUCACGGCGUGACCAUUCCCGAUCUCCCAGGUCUUUCACAGCUUGGCAACCGAAACCUCAAGAUCCUUCGUCGAAGGCAAAGACCGGUUCUGUGAAUCCACCACAGGCUUCAGGCUCGAAUAAUGGCCGGAGCAGUGGGUCUGCCAAGAGUGAUAACAAGCGCCAGCUAUCCAAGAAAGAGAUGGAUGAGCUGCGUGCAGCAAACAAGUGUUUUGAGUGCAAGGAGACUGGCCAUUUGAGUCGUGACUGCC
Molecule: messenger RNA, 1410 nt
Organism: Desarmillaria tabescens
Lineage: Eukaryota; Fungi; Basidiomycota; Agaricomycetes; Agaricales; Physalacriaceae
Exons: 7
Coding region: 122-1171 (349 amino acids)
Source: RefSeq, a predicted model, not a curated record